AUGCUCUCCGCCGGGACCGGAGCAGAAAGACACGCCAAAAAAGCACUGAUCUCGGACCAGUGCUGUCAUUAACUGAGUGAUCUAUACAGGCGCAAACAUGCCUGCAUUCCGCUGUCGGGGAAAGCGAAGAAAAUAACGACGCACGGCUGAUCUGUCUUCAAUAUUCAUAUAUGUUCCACAUGAGGGAAGUUAAGAUUGGAGAAAGCAUUUGUGUAUUCGUAUUGCUUUUUUCCGGGCUUGUGACGUGCUCAGGUGUUUUUGGAAGCCCUUUGACAGAUGAUGUGGCAACCCUGGGGACUUUGAGUGAGAACAUCCCCAAUGAUUACAGGAUUCCUCUCAAUUUCAUCUCCAAAGACGUGGGUGGAGCUUGCUGGCUACAUCUUAAUCUGUAUCCAGUUGAAAGCAGUUUAAAAGCAUUAGCCUUCAAGUUUGGCAACCUAUCCACCAACAGAGCAAACACCACCAUUUUUAUUACAAUGCUGCAGGGCUUUCGCUUUACCCUGGAUAAUGAGGAGCUGGAGGUAACAAUGCAAACGUUUAAGUGUCACUACAGACGAGUAAAGUGGCCAACUAGACGAUACUUUGCCCAUGUUAAAGAGGUUCUUACUGCAGCUGGAUCAACGCUUGGCGAGAUUCAUCACUGCACUCCUCCACCUUGUCGGACGCCCGUAGCCCCUCCUUUCACACCUGGCAAACGCAAACAGCAGGAUGGCAUUAAUGGAGCGAUUCACGGGCUCCUGACACUACUCAUCAUCCCCAGUAUGGUGGCUCUGGUUCUGAUCAUCAGAAUGGUAUUCAGAAGAAGCUGUUGCUCACAAAGAAGGCCUGAAAUGACGGACCUCUCUGAAAAUGCCCGUGUACAUGAGCCUCGUGAUGGAGCUGCAGAAAGCAGCCUUAGGCCCCAGAGCGGAGUCGUGCACCUUCUGCUUGAGCCUCUCGACGCAGCUGCACGAGGGGACCCUGUCUCCAGCAAUCACAUUCAGCUGGACAGGGUGUGUCCGGAUUCUUUAGGGUGUGCAGACACAGAAGUUUAAUCUUAAAAAUGCACGAGGGAAUCAACGGAAAAGGCAGUAUUUUGGGCGAGAUGUCCGGGUUUAUGAAGCAGACAAUGAAGGGAAUGGAACAUUCACACUUGGGCCAAAGGGCAAAGGACAACGCUACAAAGAGACGUCUUUCUAGACUUGCUCAUUAAGCCGUACCUGUUCACCACAAAACACUUAUUGGAAGAGACAAACCACAACUUGCCCUGAACUUAACCAAUCAAUGAGAGUCCGCUGCUCUGGAAUGCGUCCAUGGAAAAAACCUCUAUGAUGUCAUCCGACAGGAAGUGGGGUCCUUUGAUGAGCCCGUUGAGUAGAAGAAAGGCGGCUGCUGUAGUGCCUGCGGCGGGUCUUUGGCUUUGAGGAGGGCCGCUGGACCGACAGACCUCUGCGGGUGGAACAAAUGGCUUUUUUGUCGCAUUGCAUGAGGAUGCUGGUUUACGUUGCAUCAAAAACGUCCAUUUAACAGAGCGCUUGCUUGUCUAGAAAUGCGUUUGAUUUAUAGUGUGGAUUUUUGAUGUUUUACAACUCGCUUGAUGACUUUUAUCCUUAUGGAGUGCUAACCUUGUGCCUUAGAUGGUAUUGAGACAUGAUCUUCUUUAGAUGGUCUUAUGGUUCGUAUAUUAGGACUUGGAGUUGGUAUGGUUCAAAUCUGCCUUAUGUUUUAUUUUGAAUCCUUUUAUUGACUUUGACUGUCUAACGUACAGUGCCGAGUGUGGGAUCCAAAAGUCUGACUAAAAUAAACCCAGCUAAAGUCACUUUUUUGUAAAAUAUAACCAAUAUUUAAUAUUGACUGAGUAAAGUUUAAUGUGAAAUCAAUAAUUGCAAUCAAACUUUGAUGCUCACAAUUGCAUAGACUUUAGCUUAGAUUUCAGAAAAUGUUAAGCAACAUUAUGACAUGAAAUAAGAUAGAUAACAAAUAUUGUGGUGGGUUAAGAAAUAUGUAAAAUUCUUAAGAAGUUAUCUAGGUCACAAAUCAAAUGUAAGCAAGUUUGUGACACUACCCAGGUUAACUUAUUUGUACUAAAGGGCAAAUUUCUUCCAGCACACAAGAUGCUAUGUGAAAAAUUCUCAAGUCAUGCUGGAAUAACAUAGCUCAUCAGGUUUUGAGUAAACAUAAGGCCAUGCAAGUGCAUGUUGUCAUAAAAACAAAUGCAUAUUUUUCUCAUCCAUCUCUUUAUUUAAAUUGUUUGGUGAAAAUAUAACAAUAAAAAAUGACAUUAGAAAAGUAUUACCGACAGUGCUAUCAGACUUUUGGACCCCGCUGUACAGUAUAUAGAGUAAUGCUCUCUCAUACACAAAGAUUUAGACUCAGGGAAUCAGAUCUGUAUCUGAGAAUAGUCUGUAAUUAGGUCAUUGGUCCAUGCGUGUUUCCAACCACAUUUAUUUCCUCAGUUUGACCGUGCACAUGGAUAAAAACAUGCUCACACACUCACAACAAGAGCGGAUUGUUUCCUGGAUAAUAGCGAGAGAUCCAGAGAGCAUGAGAAAGGAGCGUGCAUGAUAAAGAUGUUACACCAAAAUGACUCAUGGCCCAUAAUUCAAUUUGACAAAGACAAGCAUCUCUCAUGUGUCUGUUGCUCUUCUCACUGUAGCUUAAUAAGAUUUGGGUCAUGACAUUAAGUCUAUUGGACGGGCUAAGUAAACAUAUCAGAAUAGGAAUAACUUUAUCCUUUGUCUUAAAGGCAUUGUUCAUCCAAAAAUGAAAAUUCGUCAGCAUUUCUUUACACUUAUUUCGUAAAACACUUUACCUUUAUUUGACAUCUAAGGCAAACCAUUUCACAAUUUUAGUUAA
This is a messenger RNA of Misgurnus anguillicaudatus (oriental weatherfish), 2835 nucleotides long. It is a transcript of the gene kitlgb, whose product is annotated as kit ligand b. Gene Ontology annotation, molecular function: cytokine activity; stem cell factor receptor binding. Gene Ontology annotation, biological process: positive regulation of cell population proliferation; cell adhesion. Gene Ontology annotation, cellular component: plasma membrane. The record is from RefSeq and is a predicted model, not a curated record. NCBI's taxonomy places the organism in Eukaryota, Metazoa, Chordata, Actinopteri, Cypriniformes, Cobitidae.